CUGUACUCUCUACUCUUCCUCGCAUCACGAGCUGCUCCACCUAACGGGAAGCAACGACGGCUGCUUAAUCUUUCAUUGGGGAAAAAAAAGGGUGAAAGGCGAGACGAAAACGUAAAAACUUGUGUUCGCCUCCAGCCAAGAUGAUCCACAGCCUGUUCCUAAUCAACGCCUCGGGGGACAUUUUCCUGGAGAAGCACUGGAAGAGCGUGGUCAGCCGCUCCGUAUGCGACUACUUCUUUGAGGCACAGGAACGUGCCACUGAGCCGGAGAAUGUCCCACCAGUGAUACCCACACCGCAUCACUACCUUAUCAGUGUGCUCAGGCAUCGCAUCUACUUUGUCGCAGUCAUCCAGAGUGAAGUGCCACCGCUAUUUGUCAUCGAGUUUCUGCACAGAGUCGUCGACACGUUCCAGGACUAUUUCGGAGUGUGCACAGAGGCUGCUAUUAAGGACAAUGUGGUCGUCGUCUAUGAACUACUAGAGGAAAUGCUGGAUAAUGGCUUUCCGCUGGCCACUGAGUCCAACAUCCUCAAAGAGCUCAUUAAGCCUCCUACCAUCCUCCGCACAAUGGUCAACACCAUCACAGGCAGCACCAAUGUUGGUGAGCAGCUCCCCACAGGCCAGCUGUCAGUGGUGCCAUGGCGACGCACUGGAGUCAAAUACACCAACAAUGAGGCCUAUUUUGACGUGGUGGAGGAGAUCGAUGCUAUCAUCGAUAAGUCAGGCUCCACUAUUACAGCGGAAAUUCAGGGAGUUAUUGAUGCCUGUGUAAAACUGACAGGCAUGCCCGACCUCACUCUCUCAUUCAUGAAUCCUCGGCUGCUGGAUGACGUCAGCUUCCACCCGUGUGUUCGGUUCAAGCGCUGGGAAGCUGAGCGGAUCCUCUCCUUCAUCCCCCCUGAUGGAAACUUCCGGUUGCUCUCGUACCACGUCAGCUCUCAGAACCUGGUGGCGAUCCCAGUGUACGUCAAGCACAACAUCACCUUCAGAGAGGGAAGCUCCCAGGGACGUUUUGACUUGACUCUGGGACCCAAACAGACCAUGGGCAAGUCCGUGGAGUCGGUCCUAGUCAGCAGCCAGCUGCCCCGGGGCGUCCUGAACGCCAACCUCAACCCCUCCCAGGGAACAUACACCUUUGACCCAGUCACAAAGAUGUUGUCAUGGGAAGUUGGCAAGAUCAACCCACAGAAGCUUCCCAGCCUGAAAGGCACCAUGAGCCUGCAGGCCGGGGCCUCCAAACCUGACGAGAACCCCACCAUCAACAUCCAGUUAAAGAUCCAGCAGAUGGCCAUCUCAGGGCUGAAAGUGAAUCGACUGGACAUGUACGGUGAGAAGUAUAAACCUUUCAAAGGCAUCAAAUACAUGACGAAGGCUGGCAAGUUCCAGGUGCGGACAUAAAGACUACUGCUCUGUGACUACUGGACCAAACCACCAUGAGACUGACGGGUGAUGUGACAUGGAAGGGGAGUUGCUACAUUCCCUGUGUAUAUGCAUUUCAGGUUUUGACACAUUGGAGGCUCCAUGUAGCAGUUAAGAAUGGACCAUUGCACAUAGAAACCUCUGUAAGUAAAACUGACCUGUUAGCUUCGAGUCAGCAACAGUUUCCAUCAAGCUGAACCAAACCCAGCUUGAUUUAGAUUCCUCUUCUUUAUCUGUACUGUAACAGCUCCACUGAUCAUUUUAAUCAUGAGCCCAAACCAAACCCAAGCACUUACAAGAGAAGUUUGUGUUAUACAUGCUUCAUCAAGUUUAAACAUUUCAAGCUCUAACAAACGAUCUGAUGCUGCACUGCUCCAGCUGUAGGUAUUCACCUUUCCACGCAGUAUUUCAUUGUGUAUGGCAUGUUUGUGUGGGUAGAUGUGUGCUGGUGACUGUUUUUACAAACAACAUAUUGGACCAAUAGUAUAUCAAAAUUGAGCUUCUCCUAUAAUAAACUGUUUCCCAUGUCAAAGGACCGCUAAGAUAAAACAAUAGCAUACGGUGUGUUUCCAUCAUCAGUUGGUGGAUCAAUAAAAGCAAAAUGCGACAAGUGCAUUGGAAACCGAUUUAGGGAAUAAAUAAUGGCGUGCAUGAAGCAUGUGACUUCAACGUCCACUGAAGCUUCUGCUCCACUGAGACUACAAAUGUUCUCCUCAUCGCUCCACACAGAUCUGAUGUCACCUUCCUCACAUUAAUACAUGAAGCUAACACACACGUCAUAUUUCCAUCUGUUUUUCAACAUUGUUUUUCACAGUUUGAGGUCUGACUGACGCUCUUUUAAUUACGUCUUUCUUGUUGCGCCCUCUUCUUCUGUAAUGACAGAAUUGGUGCCCCCCACUGUGUAUCUCCACAAACCAACUCCUGAUCAUUCACAAUUUUUUUUGGGGACGUUUACAAAAUUUAGUACACAUUUAGAUGGAAACCUGACUAUUGUCUUCCAGCACUAGUUUAUUUGAUCGGCUGACGCUGUAACAGACUAAACUAAGUAUUUAUCUCUAAACCAGUAAGACCAGUAAAGUUCUAUUCUUUGUGUUUUCUUCACAACCUGCUCCUGAAUAUUAUGUUUCUCUGAGCCUCUUUAAGUGUCGUCAUUGCAACAUUCCCAGUGAAACUUGAUCUCACUGUAUUUCUGAUCAUCCUUCUUCCUCCUGUCGAGUGUUUCUAAUUCAUUUCUCAGUAUUCGUCUGUUUUCCUGCUCCUCUUCUCUUUUUGUAAAACCUUUGCUGAUGAUUUGGUCUGCAACACUGGAGUCAGCACACUGACAUACGAGUGUGACACUGGAGCCGUCCUCAGUCGUGCACUUUCACAUCUGCUGGUACUCACGUUUCCUUUUGAUGCAAGUGACAUUGCUUUAGCUGUUUGAGCUAUUUAUUACCAUGAAGGUUUCUGGGAGAAUUUCAGGUUCACCUGUUUUAUUCUAUUAUUUAUUAAACGAAACAAAAGAUCUAUUGCUUAAGUAAUGUCUUGUGUUAAACUGUUUUCUAUCCAUGCAGCGUACUUUCAUUACAUUCUUUUUAAAAGCUUUAACUCCAAAGGAGCUUCUAAUUGAACCACAUUAUGACCAAACAUAUAGAAACACUUGGCCAAGAACAAUAAUUUUGAUCCUGUACAUUUGGUGCUGAACACUAUGGUCUAAAUUAUCCAAGAAAUAAUAUUUCUCAAAAACUAUAUUAAGCUCUGUAUUGUGGUAUAAUGGCCAGGUACCUCAAGAAAUGUUUGCAGCUUUCCGUUUGUGUUUGUUUAACAGCCUCGAUGGAGUGUUAACAUGGUGUAAAAAUAAAGAUGUGAUGUGUUAUAACUGA
This is a messenger RNA of Cottoperca gobio, 3280 nucleotides long. It is a transcript of the gene ap3m2, whose product is annotated as adaptor related protein complex 3 subunit mu 2. Gene Ontology annotation, biological process: vesicle-mediated transport; intracellular protein transport. Gene Ontology annotation, cellular component: clathrin adaptor complex. The record is from RefSeq and is a predicted model, not a curated record. Lineage: Eukaryota; Metazoa; Chordata; Actinopteri; Perciformes; Bovichtidae. Bases 141 to 1397 code for a protein of 418 amino acids. The transcript is spliced from 9 exons.